AACUCAGUCAGCCAGCAGCAGCGGCAGAAAACGUAAGAUUGAUGAGAUUUGACCCAUCGCUAAAUCUGAUCAUAAUUGUUUAUUGUUGUUAUUACUAUAACCAAGGGAUGGAGAAUGGACAGCUGGAAUUUGCAAUAUGAGGUAUGUCACAUGUGACUGGCGAUAUGGGACAAGAAGGGAGUAUACAAAUGUCAGAUGACACUUUCUCUCCAUAUAUUACUACAUUUACAUAACAGACAUUAUUGUCUGUUGGAUAUCAACCCUGACGAGGAAGGUGACAUUGGAAUCGUCAUGGAGUCACUAGAAACUACUGCAGAGGUGAAAGGCUCUAAAGAGGGUCUGGAAAAGACAGUUACACAGAGAAAGUGGGCAGCACCAGAGCCUAUGACUGCCCAAACUAAAAUAACCCCUACGGCUGAUUCUGAGGGGGAGGGGAGGCACUUAUGCCCACAACCUGAGGAGGACCAGAGUAGAACCACAUGUGGUUCAACAGAAAGGUCUGACUCAGGGAAACUAAGACUAUUAGAAGGGAAAUCACUACGCCAAUUACAGGAUCAACCCUCCAGUCAUCCUCAUUACAAUGUAUUAACCUCGUAUCCACCACAGGAGAGACAGACCGUUCCCUUUGCUAGACAGAAAACGGCAGAUCACUUGGUUUCUGCGCUGCCACUAUCCCAUGGAAGCUGUGCAGGGCCCUCUCUUCAGAGGAGCUCCCCCAGUUUACCUACGUCUCUCCAACACUGUUCCCAGUCAGGGAUAGAGGAGCUAUCCAAGGACGUGUGUAGUAAGAUGGAGCAGAAACAGCAGCAGAGGCCUGGGAAGUAUGUUUGUGAUUAUUGUGGGAGGGCAUGUGCCAAACCCAGCGUACUUAAAAAGCAUAUCCGCUCACAUACUGGGGAGCGACCCUACCCCUGCGUUCCCUGCGGCUUCUCUUUCAAAACCAAGAGCAAUUUAUACAAACACAGAAAAUCUCAUGCUCACUCUGUCAAAGCUGGGACAGUGCCAAUUUCAGAACUGGGUUCUUACAAUGCCAACAUGGAGGACCAGGGAUCUUUAGAAGGAGAAGGAGAGUUAUACUCUGAUACUGAGCAGAGCUCUGACACGGAUGAGGACGAUUCAUCGCUCUUGGACUCUGUAUCAGUCGAGGAACCAGAUAGCACCACUGCUGUAAAAGUACUGAAUCUCAUUGCCCAGAAACAGGGAGUUACAUCAACAUUAUCUGAGGAGCGUUCAUCCAGUCUCCCAGAGAUCAAUGGUGCUCAAGCUCCAGCUGUUUCUCAGGUCAGCCGUGCAAUUCAAUCUAGCGCCAUCAAGCAGAGACUGGCACUCCGGCUCUCAGAGAAAAGGAGCAGUGACACUGACACAUCUCUCUCCCUGCCUAGCCAGGGAAGCAAAAGCAGCACAGACUCAGGCUACUUCUCACGCUCUGAGAGCGCAGAACACCAAACCAGUGGUCCUCCCAACACAAAUGCAAAGUCCUAUCAAGAGAUUAUGUUUGGGAAGUGUUACAAACCGAACCCGAAACAGGCCAUAACUGUUGUGACUUGCACUACAGACUUAAUAAGUGAUCGUAAGUCUUCGGAGCGAGGUGUUUCCCGUGUAUUCACACAAGAAAAGGAAUCAAUGAUUGAAUCGAUUAGAAUAAACACACGUUCAUUUACAAGGGAAGGAAUUAAGGAGGCUCAACUAGAGCUCUCUGAUUCUGGACAGCUGGUGCGGAGCAACUCGAUGCCCACGUCCUCGGCUGCGUGUCUGGACAUGCCACAAGGCCUGCGAGGCAGCCACUCCUUUGAUGAGAGGGCGUCCCCUGGAGGUAUUAGGAGACUUAGGAGACAGGCUGCCUUUGAACACUCUGCACAUGAUGGAAACACAGAACUUCCUGACCACUAUGGAAACAUCUCUGAUAUUUCCAACCUUGGAGUAGAGACGGAAUGUGCGACGAGGAAACGACGGAAGGAAAAAUGUGUUAGGGAGGAGGAAGAUGUAGGAGGCCAGUAUCACACAGACUAUGGCCACUCUGAAGAGAUGAGGGACAAUGAUUCAAAGCAAGUCUCUCAAGGUGCUCUAACCACUACUACUUCAGUGAAAGGACAUGCCCAAAGCGUGCAUACACAGAAUAGACUGGACAUGGAAAUGUGGGAAGACACCACAGAGAGGAGAACUUUAGGUAAUGUCAUCUCUGUGAUUCAACACACAAACUCCCUAAGCAGGUCUCACUCUGACGAGUCUUACAACUACCAGAGACAGGAAAAGCCUUCCUCAAUGAAAGUGGUGGAGCAAACCGAAACUCGUGAGAUGCGUAAAAGGACUGAGAUCUUUGCACACCAGUUGAGUGACAGUAGAUUGUUAGAUCAAUCAUAUCAAAUGACACCUAAGCUAGUCCGUCAGUCCAACAUACAGGUCCCAGAGAUCAGGGUGACUGUAGAACCUGACAGUCCAGAGAAAGAGAAAGCAGCUGAGGUAAAACAGGUGAAGGCGAAGGAGCCCGAUAGACAUGUAGAGGAGUUCCAAUGGCCUCAAAGAAGUGAAACUCUGUCUCAAUUCCCUCCAGAAAAACUCCCUCCAAAGAAGAAGAGACUGCGCUUAGCUGACUUGGAGCACUCCUCUGGUGAGUCUAGCUUUGGAUCGACCUGUACGAGCCUCUCCCGAAGCCCCAGUCAGGACAGCAACCUAUCCUACUGCUCCACCUUCUCGUUUGACCGAGAAGAGAGAGAGCGAGAGCUGAUCCCCAAGCCAGCUUCCCCGGCUGCUAGACAGGAUGAGUUUGGAAAAGCGUUGGAGUUCUUAUCUGUGCCAGGAAGCGGCCACUCCCUCUCUGUCCUGAACCAGCGUCAACAACAUGAAAUGAGACGCUCCUCUUCAGAACAGGCAGCGUGCAACUCUCAGCGUAGAGAGCUCCCAGAGGUUCGCAGUGUAUCGUUUGACUACGGCAGUCUCUCUCCAAUGGCCAAAGUUAGACAUGCGGAACUCGGCGCCAGUUACUCAGAACCCAGACGGAGUAACUUGGUAAGACAGGCGUCCUUGAAUGUUGACCCUGAAUUUACACAUCCAGUCCUUCCGCUAAAUAUUCUUCCUCAGUACUUCAGAAAUGCCCUGUCGUUCUCAGCCACUGCUCUGCUCUCUCAGUCUCUGCCAAUGUUUGCCCCUCAGCCACCACACUCCGGUCUCCUAGUUCCUGUUAGAAUACAGACUCACGUGCCGUCUUACGGUAGCAUUACGUACACCACUGUGUCACAGGUUGUAUAUGAUCCAUAUGAAAACUCUCUCACUUCUCACUUUGCACAUUUAUCCACAAAUUUAGAUGCAUCUAAAGCAUUAUUAGGACACCCCCGAGGACUGUUGACCAACCCAGCCCAGGUUCAAGUUCUAGAUAUGUCACCAGCUAAGCUCAAGACAGGCAUCCCUCUCUCCCUGACCUCCAGGACUAUCUCCACCACCAACUGUGGAUCCAGUGGUGGAUCCAACAAGCGCAUGCUAUCGCCAGCCAGCAGCUUGGACCUGUUAAUGGAGGUAAAACAGCAGAAACGCGUCAAAGAAGAGAAAAUGUACGGUGAGAUAGUGGAGGAGUUGGGUGCUGUAGAGUUAGGGAAUUGUAAUGUGACCGAAGAGAGCAAGUACAGUUUAAAGACAGAGUUUAAAAGUGACACCAACCAGGGAGCAUCACUGUCAGGCCUUCCUUCUAUAUCCUCUUUGUCUGUGCCAUCCUCACUUCAUUCUCAAGACGAGCCAGCAAGUGGAAGCUUCAGCUCACCUCAGCAACAAGGGUCAGAAUGUCCUCAUUCCCAUAUGGAUAGCUCCCCAACCGAAACAAGCCUACAUCCACCCUCUCUGCUUUCUCUAAAUGAUUUCAAAGAGUCUGGCAUGGACAGCAAGGCACAUAUGGACAUGCUGGUGCAGUUAGUCAAAGGUCAGGGCAUCCUCAUCUCUGACGGUGAAAACACCAAACUGAUAUCUCAGUUUCCAAGUCUUCGCACAACGACAGGUGUGAGUUGGUGCUAUCUGAACUACACCAAGCCAAACAGCACUCACUACACCUCUCCUAUGUCCUCUGUGUACACUAUGUGGUGCGUCAGUUCCCAUAACCCCAACCCUCCUAACCUCAACACCAGUGCAACCCUGGCUCUGCUCUGCUCCAAACAGAAGACUAACACAUGGGUGUACACCAUGGCUGCCAUGUACCAACCUGGGACUGGGAAACUGGUCUCCUCCAAGCAGAGGUUUGAGCUGCUACAGAGCAAACCGGAGCUCAAAGAGCUGGAUGUGAUCUCCUAUGGAAGGAAAGUGAAGGAUGCCAGCUGCAGGGUAAAAGCAGCGAAGGAGGACUGGAAAGACAUGGAGGUCUCCUCGAAACAAACAGCAGUGCUAACACCAACCCAGAUCAAAAUCUUUGAAGGAGGGUUCAAGUCCAAUGAGGACUAUGUGUACGUGAGGGGCAGAGGCCGAGGAAAGUAUAUUUGUGAGGAGUGUGGCAUCCGCUGUAAGAAACCUAGUAUGCUAAAGAAACAUAUACGCACCCACACUGACGUCAGACCCUACGUUUGCAGGGUCUGCAACUUCGCUUUCAAAACAAAAGGAAACCUGACCAAGCAUAUGAAGUCAAAGGCUCACAUGAAGAAGUGUCUUGAGCUUGGGGUGUCAGUCAUAGUGGAUGAUACAGAGACACAUGAAUCUGAUGACGUCCAACAACACUCGAAGACCGGGGUCUUGAGCUCAGCCAAACACCAGUUCUCAGAUGCAGACGACUCCGAUGGCAUGGAUGAAGAGAUAGAUGACAUCGACGAAGAUGACGAUGAUGACUACGACGGUGGCUCCACUCCAAAGAUCCGCUCUCGGAGCACCAGCCCUCAGCCCUGUGGCAUAGCCUCUCUGUCGGUCACCCAGAGUGUGUCGUCAGCUCUCCAUGGCUGUACCCUCAGUACCUUCCGUUCUCUCCCCAGCUGCCUCACCAACUCCAUCGUGCCUGGCAUCGAUGUCCAUCCCCAUCCCUCCAUCUCAGGCAGGAGGACAGGGCCAGACCGGAGGACUGUCUUGGCCUCCAGCCUGGACAAGGAGCAGAGUGAGAGAGAGAGGCUUGUGGAUGAGGACUGUAGCCUGGCCAUGCUGUCUCCUGACCAGGGUUGUCUGUUCUUCGACCACACCUGUCUGCUGUCCCCUGGCUGGGAGUCCCCUCUGAGGGAACCGUCCCCCUCCCGGCUCUGCUACCCAUCACCCCGUAGAGACCUCUCCCCCCGGGGUCGCUCCUCACCUCGAUGGGACACCUCCCAGCUGAGGCCCAGCUCCCCCAACCUCACCCCCAUCCAGCACCUCUCCCCGGUCUGCAUGGAGAGGCCCCUGUCCACAGGCGGAGUGGACCUGGCUGGGAGGAGGGAGCCAUCGGCCCGGGGCAGACAGAGGGUGGUGCUGAGGGCUGUGUCUCCACGUAGAGGGGGCUCACAACAGAGAGGGUCUGGCGAUAAAACCAGGCAGCAAGCCAAGGCUGAACUGGUCCACAAGGGAGGAGCCAUUGAAAUGGAUUUGGAUCAGAGGAGAAGCAUGCCCCCCAGCCUGCCUGGUCCCUCCAGCUCCAGUUGUACCCAUCAGAACCUCCUCAGCCACCUUCCCCUACACUCCCAGCAGCAGGCUCGAACUCUUCUCCCCAUGGUCCCUAUCGGGGGGAUCCAGGUACUGCGCACUUUGCCCUCCUGCAGCUCUGACCGGACCCAUCUGUCAGCCCUGUCCCCUCAGAAGACUGAGCAACACCAGGACAGCACUAAGGAGGGAUCUGUCUGCGUAGCGGGCCCAGGUGCAGAGGACUCAGUAGCCCAGCAGCAGGAGAAGGAACGGGAAAGGGAGAGGCCGUCCCCCUACCAGACACCCUGGGACUCUGAGGAGGAGAAAGACCCUGUCUCUGUCCUCACGGUUAGGGACCCUAAGCAGGAAGAGGGUCUUCAGACCUGCACCAAGGCCAUCGCCUCCCUCAGGAUCACUUCUGAGGAGCAUCUAUAGACUGGGGUUGCAUACCAAAUGGCACACAAUUCCCUAUAUAGUGCACUACUUUUGACCAGGGGCCCAUAGGGCU
Coregonus clupeaformis (lake whitefish) is the source of this 6058-nucleotide messenger RNA. RefSeq names its product human immunodeficiency virus type I enhancer-binding protein 2 homolog. Gene Ontology annotation, biological process: regulation of transcription by RNA polymerase II. The transcript is spliced from 7 exons. Gene Ontology annotation, cellular component: nucleus. NCBI's taxonomy places the organism in Eukaryota, Metazoa, Chordata, Actinopteri, Salmoniformes, Salmonidae. The coding region runs from base 196 to 5985 and encodes 1929 amino acids. The record is from RefSeq and is a predicted model, not a curated record. Gene Ontology annotation, molecular function: DNA-binding transcription factor activity, RNA polymerase II-specific; RNA polymerase II cis-regulatory region sequence-specific DNA binding.